Messenger RNA from Cyprinodon tularosa, 1357 nucleotides. RefSeq names its product ras homolog family member F (gene rhof). The transcript is spliced from 5 exons. The record is from RefSeq and is a predicted model, not a curated record. Gene Ontology annotation, molecular function: GTPase activity; GTP binding. Lineage: Eukaryota; Metazoa; Chordata; Actinopteri; Cyprinodontiformes; Cyprinodontidae. Gene Ontology annotation, biological process: cell migration; small GTPase-mediated signal transduction. The coding region runs from base 473 to 1105 and encodes 210 amino acids.
UAGCACAAAUUAGAUCAAUAAAGCUUUCUCUGAUGUAUUUAGGUGCUAUCUCCCCUCCUAGCACAUCUACAAUCAGUGGAGGCAGUCCCUCAGUUUAACUACACCCCCACAGGAUGAAAUGAGCAGUAGAGGAAGUAGGAGUAGCCAGUCUUAGCAGCUAUACAUGUGCAGUUGGGCUGCAGGCUUUCUGCAGCUCUCUGGUGAGCACGCCUGAUGAUGGGGCAGAAGCGUAGGGGGGUACAGUUGGAAACAGCGUCAUGUUGACAGGAAGAGGAAGUGGUAAGCUGUUUGAACUACAUGGUAAACCAUGAGACCUGUCUGUUCCUGUCUCUACAUGAUCUCAGCCCGGGUCCAAAUGUAGAUUUAACUGGUUUUACAAAAUCUCUAACUAAAAAUCUGGAAGGAGCAUCUUCAACCUUCUACACUGUGGCACCUAUUUGACCAAUUCAAAGGACUAGAAAAAAACUAAAGAAUGACACAAAACGGUGCCGGAUCAGGCAGCAGUACCAAAAGAAAGACAGAAGAACUUAAAAUUGUGAUUGUGGGAGAUGGAGGCUGUGGGAAAACAUCUCUUCUGAUGGUUUAUGCCAAAGGUGAUUUUCCAGAGAAAUAUGCUCCAUCAGUGUUUGAAAAGUAUGUCACAUCCAUCUCUCUCGGAGGAAAAGAGAUUCAGCUCAACCUGUAUGACACAGCCGGACAAGAUGACUAUGAUCGACUCAGGCCACUUUCAUACCAAGAGGCUAAUCUGAUUUUAGUGUGCUUUGAUGUCACCAACCCCACCAGCUUUGAGAACGUCCGGAUCAAGUGGCACCCAGAGGUGAAGCACUUCUGUCGAGACAUACCAGUAAUCCUAAUCGGCUGUAAAACUGACCUCAGGAAGGAUAAAGAGUGUGCGAGGAAGCUGAAGGCCAUGAAUCUGGAUCCCAUCACUUACACACAGGGUGAAGACACGCGGCAGGAGAUGAACGCAGAGCUCUACCUCGAGUGCUCGGCCAAAUAUCAGGAGAACGUGGAGGAUGUUUUCAGGGAGGCGACGAGAAGAGCGCUGGCCUUUCAGAAAAAACAGAGGAACCACAAGAGGAAGAAGAAAUGUGUUGUUCUGUGAAGAUAAAGACUUUCAGGAUCCCACUCUUUCGCAGGCGAAUGUUAGACGAUCAUGUUAUAUUUAGUGCAUUUGGACACUGAGAUGCUAAAUAUACUUUGCAUCGAACACAAUGAGGAGACAAAAAAAAAGUUCUGAUAUGAAGAUUUUUGUUUACAGAUUACCAAGCUUGGUUAGUAAUCCUCCUCAGUGCAACAAAAAUGAAAAACCGGCACAACAGGAAAGGCAGUUUUGCAAGAUGCAGAGAUAUUUUCU